AUGUGUUCCUGUGUUUCCAGAGUGCAUAUGCUCUUGAAGUUUUUUUCGUAUGUAUCUUUUGAAACGCCGUCGCCCGAGCCGUCGAUGACUUUUAGUGUGAUGCGGAACUUUGAAGCCAGCCUGUUCAUGGGGCGACUGAAGUCUGAAAAUUUAACCAGUGCAAGGCAGAGUAUGCCAGAUGAGAUUUGUGUUUACCAGCACGAUGCGAUUGAUGGAUUUGCCGUAGGCUUGCUGUCUAUUGGCGGCUGCCAUUGGCUUGAUGGAUAUAUUAAUGCAAUGCACAGUAUAUAA
Molecule: messenger RNA, 291 nt
Organism: Ordospora pajunii
Lineage: Eukaryota; Fungi; Microsporidia; Ordosporidae
Exons: 1
Coding region: 1-291 (96 amino acids)
Source: RefSeq, a predicted model, not a curated record